Zasmidium cellare ATCC 36951 is the source of this 756-nucleotide messenger RNA. RefSeq lists its product as uncharacterized. The transcript has a single exon. Lineage: Eukaryota; Fungi; Ascomycota; Dothideomycetes; Mycosphaerellales; Mycosphaerellaceae. The record is from RefSeq and is a predicted model, not a curated record. The coding region runs from base 1 to 756 and encodes 251 amino acids.
AUGGACGCUCAGUCGCCGCUCGACGUCCUCCGUGCACUCAAAUGCAGUAGGAUCCCUCCCAUCCUAUGGCGAGUCCAAUACAGCGAAUCACGCGCCACCUUCGACGAAAACUGCAACCUCGUAGUACGCCUCUCCGACAGCGUCCCCACGAGCCUCUACGAACUCCGCGCCAGCCUCGCCCGCCACCUCAACUGGGGCUACUCCCGCGCCGACAGCUACUUCAUCUCGACGUUCUCCGAAUACGUCGAAGCACUGCAAUGGGCCAAAGCCCGCCGCCGCUCCAUCGACGAAAGCGAAGAAGUCACCAUCUACAAAAUCCGAACGUGCCACCUCGCGCCCCACACGAUGGUCUUCAAAGUCGACAAAGUGAUGCAGAAACUCGGCAUGGAGCCCCUCCUGCGCAGCACGGAGAACGAAUACGUCAUCCUCAACCGCAUCCCCUCGCGGGCGAUUUCCAUGCACGAACACAUCGAGCCGGAGAUAUUGAAGCCCCGCGUGGAGUCGCGCUCGACGCCUUGGGGACGCACGCUGGAGAGGCGGAGUCAGAUUUAUCUGUUCCAUCAGACGAACAGCACGGAUGCGCUGUGUGCGCAGUAUCUCGCCCGCUUGGACGUGGAGCAUCGGAGGAAGAGCGCGUAUGAGAGUGUGUAUGAUUGGGUGCCGCCGUUGCCGGAUGAAAGGUAUGAAGCUGGGGGUGAGAGGGUGGAGGUUGGGCAGAGGGUGGAUAAUUUGGUGGGGGUUAUUACGGGGCGGUAG